UAAUUGAUAAUUUUUUACUAAAAUCAUUAGAAUGGAGUCAACUGAAGUACCAGAAUUCAAGAUAGUUCUUGUAGGUGACGGAGCGACAGGCAAGACCACCUUUGUCAAGAGACAUAUAACAGGAGAGUUUGAAAAAGCCUACAAUGCUACUGUCGGCUGUGAAGUUCACCCAAUGCCAUUUUAUACCAGCGCUGGUGAGAUUAAGCUGAUGGUCUGGGACACAGCAGGGCAAGAGAAGCUUGGAUGCCUCAGAGAUGGCUACUAUAUCGGUGCUUCUGGAGGUAUCAUCAUGUUUGACGUAUGUGCCAGAAUUACAUACCAGAACGUAUCUAAGUGGCACAAGGAUUUAAUCAGAGUAUGCCCGGAAGCCCACCUUGUCUUAGUAGGAAACAAGGUUGAUGUCAAGGAGAGAAAAGUCAAGGCCAAGCAGAUUACUUUUCAUAGAAAGAAGAACAUCCAGUACUAUGAUAUCUCUGCUAAAUCAAAUUAUCAGUAUGAAAAGCCUUUCGUUUACUUAUUAAGAAAGAUGACGAAUAACCCAGAUUUGAUCUUGCAAGAGCAGCCAGCAAUAGCUCCACCAGAGCUAGAGAUGGACAGUGAGCACAUCAAGCAGCUCAAUGCUGAGCUACAAGAAGCCGAUGCCACUGAGUUCCCUGAUGAAGAUGACUAAAG
This is a messenger RNA of Moneuplotes crassus, 672 nucleotides long. The record is from the annotation of a GenBank genome assembly. NCBI's taxonomy places the organism in Eukaryota, Ciliophora, Spirotrichea, Euplotida, Euplotidae.